Molecule: messenger RNA, 1238 nt
Organism: Leptonychotes weddellii (Weddell seal)
Lineage: Eukaryota; Metazoa; Chordata; Mammalia; Carnivora; Phocidae
Source: RefSeq, a predicted model, not a curated record
UAACCACAAACUUCGGUGGGCCCCUAAGCCUUGGAUACCUUAGUCCCAGGCCCGUACCCUGGGAAGAACCGGGGAAGGCUGCCUGGAUACGGAAGAGCUCAGCGUGGGAAGAACCCAAGCCGAAGUGGGCGUGGGGAAGGAAUUUUGAGCAGGAGAAAAGGAAUAAGCAGAGGACGUAUUGCACAUGGGACUGACAUCGAAGGACCGGUCCUUUUAACCCUUCCGGAAGGGUUAAGACGCUUGACAAGGGAAAACGCGAUUCAGCCCUGAGUAAAUACAGACAGGAAAGCGCCUCUCCUUGAAACAAAACAUUAGUUCCGUCCCAAAGACGCAACCGCGAACGAGUGGUGGACGCGCCCGGAAGAAGCCCAAAUGAGGGCACUUCCGCCCUUCUCCAAGAUGGCGCCGGCGGAAGGGGCAGGGUACCGCCGAGGGAUGAUGGCAGCGUCGAGGCUGGAACUGAACCUGGUGCGGUUGCUGUGCCGCUGCGAGGCGAUGGCAGCGGAGAAGCGGGACCCGGACGAGUGGCGUCUGGAGAAGUACGUGGGAGCCCUCGAGGACAUGCUGCAGGCCCUGAAAGCCCAGGCAAGCAAACCAGCCUCCGAGGUGAUCAAUGAAUAUUCCCGCAAGGUCGAUUUCCUGAAGGGGAUGCUGCAGGCAGAGAAGCUGACCUCCGCCUCAGAGAAGGCCCUAGCCAACCAGUUUCUGGCCCCUGGCCGUGUACCAACCACAGCCAGGGAGCGGGUGCCUGCCACCAAGACGGUGCAUCUGCAGUCGCGGGCUCGGUACACCAGCGAAAUGAGGAGUGAGCUGCUAGGCACGGACUCUGCUGGAGAGCCCCAGCCGAAUGUGAGGAAGAGAACCGGGGUGACAGGGCCCAGACCAGGGGAUGAGAAACAGUCGGCAGCCGAGCUGGACCUCGUCCUGCAGCGACAUCAGAACCUCCAGGAGAAGCUCGCGGAGGAGAUGCUAGGCCUGGCCCGGAGCCUCAAGACCAACACACUGGCCGCCCAGAGCGUCAUUAAGAAGGACAACCAGACCCUGUCACACUCCCUCAAGAUGGCUGACCAGAACCUGGAGAAGCUGAAGACAGAAUCCGAGCGGCUGGAGCAGCACACACAGAAGUCUGUCAACUGGCUGCUCUGGGCCAUGCUUAUCAUCGUCUGCUUCAUCUUCAUCAGCAUGAUCCUUUUCAUCCGCAUCAUGCCCAAACUCAAAUAAAGACCUGUCCCGGCCCA